Molecule: messenger RNA, 1570 nt
Organism: Capsicum annuum
Lineage: Eukaryota; Viridiplantae; Streptophyta; Magnoliopsida; Solanales; Solanaceae
Product: sec-independent protein translocase protein TATC, chloroplastic
Exons: 4
Coding region: 312-1355 (347 amino acids)
Biological process (GO): intracellular protein transmembrane transport; protein transport by the Tat complex
Cellular component (GO): membrane; TAT protein transport complex
Molecular function (GO): proton motive force dependent protein transmembrane transporter activity
Source: RefSeq, a predicted model, not a curated record
AUGUGUUGACCAAUUUCUUCUUUCCGAUACUUUACUACCAAUAUCUCACACAUUCUCGUUGAGAUAUGCAUAACUCCGGUUCUAAUCAUUUCAAUCUCACUUAUUUUCUACUUUAUACCAAAACAUGUGACCAUUAAUUUUCUUGAAAUAAAUUCCCUAUACAAUUUAUACUUGAUAUUCAGCAAAGCUUAUUAUUUAGGGUAAUCAAGGAUCCGAAAAUAUCUUUUUGUUAAAGGACCAGUUGGAACCAAUCAUCACCUCAGCCAAAAAAUUCAGACACCUUUCUUCUGAGGAAAAGAACCCCCAAAAAAAUGGGAAGUUCAAGUGCUCUAUUGACUCAAACUCAUUGUUUUAAAUGUUUAAAUUCAAGAACUUCACUAAAUAUCAAUCCAACAAGGCCAAGAUUGAAUCUUUCUAGCAGAAAGUACAUGAAAAAGUUCAGUAGACUUGUUGUUUGUUCUGCUGUUGAAGAUUCUAUGGAGAAACAGAGAGAAAUCAGUGGUGCAAAUUCUAGUAGUCCUGGUUCAGCUGUUGAAGAUAGGCCUGAUGUCGGUGAUGGCUCAAGCGAGAGUGUAUUUAAGAAUGUUGGAUCAGAUAGUGAAGGGAACACCGUUUAUGAUUUCCUUUACCCUAGUAAAGAGCUCCUACCAGAUGAUAAAGAAAUGACCUUAUUAGAUCAUUUGGAGGAGUUACGCCAGAGGCUUUUCGUGUCUGUUUUGGCCGUUGGUGCUGCUAUAGUGGGAUGUUUUGCUUUCUCAAAAGAAAUUAUCUUGAUUCUUGAAGCCCCUGUGCUAGCACAAGGUGUUCGAUUUUUGCAACUAGGUCCAGGAGAGUUCUUUUUCACCACUUUAAAGGUUUCAGGAUAUAGUGGCCUUCUCUUAGGAGCUCCGGUGAUUCUCUACGAGAUCAUAGCCUUUGUUCUUCCUGGUUUAACAAUGUCAGAAAGAAGAUUCCUGGCACCAAUUGUCCUUGGAUCAUCUGUGCUUUUUUACGCUGGCAUUGUUUUCUCACACUUGGUUCUCACUCCGGCAGCUUUGAAUUUCUUUGUUAAUUAUGCAGAAGGGGCUGUGGAAUCUUUUUGGUCCAUUGAUCAAUACUUCGAAUUUGUGCUUGUACUCAUGUUCAGCACAGGAUUGUCUUUCCAGGUUCCUGUCAUUCAACUGCUUCUGGGACAAACUGGUCUUGUGUCGGGAGAUCAAAUGCUGUCGAUUUGGAGAUACGUGGUGGUAGGUGCUGUCGUUGCUGCUGCAGUGCUUACACCAUCAACUGAUCCCCUUACUCAAUUACUUCUAGCUGGUCCCCUUUUGGGUCUUUACUUGGGUGGAGCAUGGAUGGUUAAGCUUUCUGGGCGAUGAACGAUAACGCUUCUGUUCUUUGCAUCAAUAUACCAAGAACUACUAGUAGAAUAUGAUCAUUCAUAGGGAUAUAUGAUCUGUUUUUUGAAUAUCAUGUACUAUGGACACUGUCCAAUGUCUAUAAUUAGUUGCUUAGUUUGACACUCCAUUCCCAAAGUCAUUUUAUUGGAUCUUUUCACUAAUAUAUGAAAGAGAAUAGUCAUGGUUUUGCAUUA